Molecule: messenger RNA, 7687 nt
Organism: Paramuricea clavata
Lineage: Eukaryota; Metazoa; Cnidaria; Anthozoa; Malacalcyonacea; Plexauridae
Source: the annotation of a GenBank genome assembly
UGGUGAUCUUAUUUUAGACAGUCAAGCCAAAGUCAUGUACAACAUCACAGAGAAAGAUUGUUAUGGGGAAAGAAGUAAGCUGGCAUGUUGACUCUUCUUUUCGUAUUGUGUAUAUACCUGUAGAAAUCACGAAUUGAAUUGUAUAUCCACGCACAGCGGCGGAAAUUCACUUUUUCCGGGGUGGGGAGCAAAGCCUCCUAAAUUUCUGACAAAACUUUCAAAUUUCCGACAUACCCCCAUUUGCACUCGAAAAGACUGUUAUUUAGCCCUCUUUUAGGUCAAAAUUUCCGACAAUUCAUCAAUUUUCCGUGAAGGGGGGGGGGCAGGGCGGCCGCCUCCUGCCCCCUCCCCCAAGAUUUCCGCCACUGUCCACGCAAAUUUUUUUUACAUGAUAAAUCACUAAAAAAACUUUUCCCACUAAUUAAAACAUACAAUGUGAGAUGUUUCGAGCGAGUGAGUUAAAAAUGGAAACGAAAUAAUAAAUAGAGAAUAAUGAAUGACAGCCUCAUGUAGCAAAUAUUUCUAAAAUACUCAUUCAUAAUUCAUUAACCUAGUUGGGGUGACUUUAUAUCUGACAAAAUGUGGAAUUGUUAAUUGUUCAUCCCAAUUAGUAUUCUUAUAUAGAGAACACUAGAGAGACUGCAUUUUUGUAGUCGUAUUUUAAGCUAUUCAAAACAUUCGUUGUUGUGUCUUAUCAGACAUUGAGCGCACGGUAACAUACUCCUACUCGUAUUUUAAAUAGUAUAUAAGGUACUGACCAAGAGUGCGUGAGGGCUGUACGGGAAAAUUUCAAAUAAAUGGGCGUUCACGCAGCUUCCACGAAUACUAUUUUUUUAACAUUCCUUUUCCGGGAGUUUUUUUUUCUUCCUUGCCCAUCACUUUUCCAAUGAACCGCCCCCUUAAGAAUCAAAAUGCUGCAUGUGUUACUGAAUUAAAGAAGGGUUUUGUAUUGAUGGAAAUUUCGAUUGUGAAUUUUAUACAUUUUUCUAGUUCUAACUAGGAGCAGUUGCAAAAAUAAACUAUAGACCUUAUACCAUUGAGGCAAGAAUCCUGAAUAUUAUUUCAACAUAAAAUAAAAAAAGGCAAGAAACUCAGCAGCGACAAAUUGCUUUUCUUUAUGCUGGUUAAUUUAAUUAAUUAAACUAUGAAAUUCACUUUCGAAAUAAACCUAUAAAUCUGUGGGUAAUUUAAGUGCGUUUUAUUUUGAACAUUAUUUUUAAACUCAUCCUGCCAAACAUCCAAAUUGAAUUCGCAUGUUCAAAUUGCAAAAAAGAUUGCCUACGUUAGCCCAAUUAAAACAUGUAUAAAAUUUCACCUUUCAACAUGCUUGAUUUGGAAGUUUUUCAAGCGCAACAAUCUCGUAUUACUUGGGUUUUUUUCAGUUUUGAUUAUUUUUUUAAAAAUUUAUAUAAAUCAUGUUGCAAGCAUACAUACUGUGGAUCUGUUUCUUUGUUGGGAAAUAGAUGCAUGUGUAUUCCUCCAGGCUGUUCAGAAUUUGUGUAAUAAUCUAAGUUAGAACUGCCAGAAAACGGCCUUGGUCUCCGCGUUUGUAGGUUUUACUAUAAUUUUAUUACGUCACGAUGAAUUUGUGUUCAUCUUAUGACGUCAAAUGGCAUCAACAUGGCCAAUCAAAAGUUCGCACGGGAAGUGCCAAAAAUGGCCACUUUGGAAGGCUAUAAAAACUGUUUGAAUUGACCAAUUUCAAUUCUGUUUGUGGUAAACAGGUAAGGAAGGAAAGCACUUUUGAUUAAGCUAAAAAAAUGGGGAUCAAAUAACUCGCUACAGUUAGUCGAGGACCUGUAUAUGAGUUUGUAUGCAUUUCAUUUAGGACAGAUAAUUUCAACAGUUUUGGGGUAAGUUGACCAUGGCGGUCAACAUGGUGACGCUGCCCGAGCCCCAAUCCGGGACGAUAUGUCCGAAACUGACCACAUCCAAAAACGAUGCUUUCGCCAUUGUACUAUCUACCAAACUAUACAAGCUUUGGCUAUCCUGAAGUGCUUAUAUGGUUCAGAAAUGGUGCUUUUAGGGGUGGUUAUUGGUAAGUGUGAAAUGUCUAGCACUGAUAUUUUACAAGAAAAUGACCAUGCAAUAUUCAUAGUCAAACGUUAAUUUGUGGCUUACAACUUCAAAUAAACAGCAGUAGACCUACAUUACCCUUUUUCCUAAAUCUUUUCGAUAGAAACAUAAUUAGCGCUUAUUUAAUUAUAUUAUCACUGUUUUGGUGUAAAAUGGUUAAUAUUUUGUGACCGAAAUAAUAAUUUCAAAUGUACCUACCUCCUGCAAAUGAACGUAUUUGACCAAAUUGUCCACUUUACUCCGCUGUUUAUCGCAGAUCUCGUUGAAAUCCUUCGAAAUAUGCAAUUCAGCUCAAACAUAAUGUUAUCAAGCACAUUUUAUUAAACAAGUUUUGAUAUAAACAUAUUUAAUAACAAAAAGGAAAAAAAAUAUUUACAACAAAAGUGCAAGUUUGAGUCAAAAGCAUUUUGCUUAUCUAGGACUCUCACUUGCGAACACACACAGAAAUAAGAAUAAAAAUAAAGCAUUUGGUCAAACGUUUGGUAGGAAGAAACGAUUCGUAUCGAUUAUAUAUUUCUGAACAGCGGCGAAAUAUCUUCGAUUUAUCUGCAAUCUUACUUCUCCAGAGCCGUGUAAACAAAGUUUAAGCUUUCCAUACUGACCACUGUUUAACCAUACGCUCCCCAACAGUUGCACAGCACGAGUAAAUAAUACAGUUCCCUGAGCAGCAUAUCGUGGACAUAAAAUGAAAUAGUAAAGCACAGAUUCCUCACGAUACCCACUCGCACAACUUGGUAAUAACUUGCAUUUUAUCUGGAAUAAAUAACUAUUUAAGCCCGAAUUAAAAUCGAAGUCAAAGACGAAUAUGUAAAAUUGAAGCGUGUCUUGUUAAUGAAUACUUAUAUAAAUGGCAUGGUGUAAAAUUUUCAAAAUAUACGUUUGAGUGCAAGUUUUAAUUGGAUUUCAAGUAGAUCCUACCUGUUUAACCAUCAUUUAACGUAUUUUGUCCAAAUUCGGCGUCAUUUUGUCAUCCCGUUCGGUUGUGCACAUUUCGGCCUCGUUCUUCUUCCAUCGAAGAAGGAUAAGAAGUGAUAAUGACAAAUUUAACCCUUUGUCAAGUGUAUUAAAAUAAAAAUACAAUAAAAAAAUGCGAAAUGCAGCAUUUUAUCACCCUGUAAGAUGUUGCUUACGAGUCUUUCAAAACAUUCCGUAUAAAUCUCACGUGGGAAAGUAACAGGGACAUGACAGGGGGGGGGGGGGGGGUCAAAACGAGGCUGACAAAAAUUGAAAAGUUGAAAGAUAUAAAACACGAAUACGAAAGCUCGAGAAAACUGGCAAGAAACACACAAAAAGACGUAUAGUUUCAGUAAAAGUGUACAUGCUUUUUUUAUAAAUAUGAUAGCAUAGAAGGUUUGAAUAAAAACUCUUAUGCCUGGUGUUUUGGCUUUGGUUUUGACAAAAUCAGUUGCUCCUGAGUCCUGACAACGACAUGUUCAUGUUCAUUACCAAACAAAAACAUAUAAAAAUGAAUCUGUUUUAAUUUAAUCAUCGUUUUUCUACUAAAAGGACGUUGGAAAAGGUAUGUUGUUUGGAUAUUUUUGUAUUUUUUCUUCUCGUCUCAGGAUAAUACAGUAUGCUUGAAAAAAGUGCUUUUAAACACAAACUUUUAUUUUGUUUACAAUAAUUAUUUAUAUCAGUGAAAAAUGCAUGACACAAAUGGGUAGAGAAUAUAUUCCUGACUUGUUUUUACUGCUGCAGUUACAAUUUCUGUUUAAUUAAUAUUAUUAAAUUAAGCUGUAAUUUUUUCGCAUUUAAGUGGCCGAAUACAUGAGCAUUUACAAAAUAUGUAGUUUAAUCGACGUAAAGUUUUAUUCAUGUAAAAUAUAAACUUUCCGACUUGCAGUCACAUUUCUAUCAAAAUAUUGUGAUAACUGGUGAACAUUGUGCUUCGCAUGAAGUGUUUAGGGCUUGAUGCAAUUCAUUUUUGUAUUCUGACUAUAGUUAGGCUAUGUUUUUCAAAUAUGUUUGGCAGAUUUUUUCGUUUAAAAAUUGUUUCACUCCUCGGUUUUUAGCGCGAAAUCCAGAGCGGGCAGUUUCAUUUCAAAGCGGGCAGUUUCAUUUCAAAGCGGGCAGUUGCGUUUCAGAGCGACCCGGAUGCAAAGAAAUGGCACGCUCUGAAAGGCUUUCAGCCAAUUAGUUUGCUUCAUUUUCACUGAUAAAAAAUAAAUGAAGAUAUUACUGCUCUGUUAAUGGUUGGUUUCAGUGCAUUUAAUCCCAAAUAGCAGUGCAACUUUUUGUAAUCAAAGUGCAUUUUUCUGUAAUCACAGGGCAAGAAUCUGUAACAAACUGAUCUGAUUGGUGAAAAAACAUUGUGCUGAUUAAACCAACCAAUCAGUUUAAAGCAAUUUGUUUAAAGAAGUAACGGUCACAUGCAGAUUGCUUCAAAUCAAAACAAACGUGGCACCGCGCUACAUAAAGUAAAAGUUGCCUUCGCGUGGAAAAUUUACCGUAUUUACCGUAAACAAGACUAACAAAAAUUACAUAGUUGAGUGGAAUUUUCAAGGUGUUAGCGUUGUAUAAUGUGAUAUAACAAAGCCAUGAAAAUUUUGCCAGUGGAAUGUUCGCAAUAAACGCGUAUAAAGUUAAAACUACAAUUGUCUUGAACAUUUUCAUGUAAGGGAUCGUUCAUUAUUUAUGAUUCAGGGGGGCACCAAAGAGAAAUAAAAAUUGGCUACUUUUUUUAAUUACCCAACCAUUUUCGAAGUAUAAUUUUGUUUUACCCAACCCUUAUGCAACUCAAGAUUUGUAUGGUUAGAAACAGCUUGUUUUUCAUAUAAAAUUACUUGUUUGAUACAUAAACGUGAACAUUGAAUUCCAAAACUCUUUUUACUCAAGUAAAGAAAUUUGAAAAAUUCAAAUGAAGGACACAUACCAGAGGGUUCCUAUUCAAUAAAGGCAAAUUUUUCCUUUACCCACCCUUUCUAUAUACCAAGUUAUUGGUUACCCACCCUAUUUCUCUUCGGUCCCCCCUGAGGCAUAAAUAAUGAACGGCCCUAAAUUAUUAAUAAGUUAUUGCAUGGUUUCUCGUGAAGUAAACAUGGACUCCUGAGUUUUUCAAAGAUUUCAAAUAGACUCGUCCUUCGGACUCGUGCUAUUUUGAGGUCUUUUCAAAACUCACUCGUGCAUGUUAUAUCCAAAAUGUACUCAAAACCAUGCUAUUACUUAUACUUAUUGCCUGAUUGCAGGUUACUUACGUUACGGACCCGUGAUUAAGGACCAGAAAUACUGAAUGGGUUUUUUUUCAUAUCAAUGGUUUAGAAAUAUUUUCAUGAGGUGAAUGAUGGAUUUCCCUGCACUUUACGACGCGAUGUGAUACGAAAUGGUGUAAACGGAUAUUUUUUCUCGAAUUUUAAAUCAAUUAAAUAAACAAAAUACAUACCAUACGAGAUGAUUUUAUUUGUACAAAUAAUCGUUAUUAACAUUAUCAUGAAAAUAAUGUGCUUCUAUUGAAAUUCAUUUAUUUCUGUAUGAAAAGCAUAGUUGAAUGACCUACAAUCACAAUAUUGAAUCAUUGAAUUUAAAUAAACUUUAUCGUUUGAUAGUACUCGUACUAUUUGCGCCGUAGCAGCAACAUUAUGUAUUAGUACAAAUUCUGCAUAUUAAAUGAGCUUUCGUGCGUUCUGAUUGACUACUUGACUAGUAAAUCUGACGCAUUGUUUACUAACAGACCAGCAAUAAUGAUGUUCAAAAAGAACGAUUCGGCAAAUUUGGUUUCAAAAUCGACAACAAAUUUUAAAAUUGUCCCCAGAGAAUGAAAGAAGCACAAAAUGUUGUAAUUAAUUAACUUGAAAGAUAAGAUUCCUUCAUUAUUUUACUAUGUAAACAUAUUCACUGACAAUUUAAAACUUAUUUAAAACUCCAAAACAAUCACUUGAAAGAAAUGCUAAAACUAUCUCGACUGUUGGGAAACGACUUGACGUGAUAUCCUUUUAAACUAAUUUUGUUUUGUAUCCUAUAGUUUUCUCAAUUUGUGCUAAACCAUUUCUUUUGAUAUGUCAUAUUUUAAUUGUGCUGUAUGGUGUUCUUGGCGCUUUAUUGUGUUUUUUAAACUUUUAACGUGAAAAGUGUUAUUAAAAUUUUGUUUCGAACGAUAUAGUUUUACAUUUCAUUUUACUAAAUUUAUCAGGCAUUUCCAGAAAAAAUUAAAGGUUGAACAGAAACGUACCAUUUAAUUCUAAGUCUGGCGAAAAAGCAUUUGAUUAUGCAGAAAUCGAGAAAAACAACUUUGUAAUAAAGCCAUUUUGAAAGCGUGCGCGUACACAAGAAACACUGCAACACUAUUAGUGACAGUAAUUGUGAACAGGACGAAAACAGUUUUAUUUCUGAAUUUUAAUUGAAAUGAUAUUUGGAUAUUAUAACUCCCUCUCAAGGAAUAUUCGCCACUAACCUUAACGGUAAUCACUUCGCCUUCGGCGAAUAAUUGUACUUUAACAUGCAUGUUACGUUUAACAUGUUAAAUGGUUGACGUCCAAUACGCGGUAGAAGAAUGGGAAUUUUGAUGCCAUAACGCAUGUUUAUAAUCAGCCAAUUAAAUGUCCAGAAUUUAAUGAGGUAUAUAUUACAUUAAAAGUAAUGAACAACACUUUCACAUUUUGUAAUCAUACAUAACAUAAUUGUAGGAACGAAUACCAAAUAAAUAUUUAUGAAUUUUCGUGAAAAAGUCACACUAAUGAGAAUUUCUUGCAUCGUAUAACUAGCCUUAUACCGUUAGUUCUAGUUAUCUAGAGCUUAUCGUGUCUUUCUCUCUAGUCGAAAAGGAAUGUCCCAAGUGUUUCUCAGUCGAUGAUUUUGAAGAUCUCUUUGACAAAAAUAUCAACUGUUCUAGUUACCGUGAGUAUAUUAUUAUCAGCUCCAUUGUUAUCUUUUCCUACUAUACGUUAUUUUACAUCAUCCUAAUUAUCCAGCUCGAAUAAACAUAAUCCUAUUACAUGAGUAAUGCGUACAGCGUCAACAGCCUUUUUUGCCAGAUAAAGUAUGUUUGGGCGACAUAAAUUAUUCUAGACGAGCAUGCCCCCAAAACGUAUGACCUAUUUGAGCCACCCAUUCCCCACAAAAAAAGGAAGCAAAAGCCAAACAAACAAAUAUUUGCUUCUGACAACCGUAACAACAAUCGAAUUCAAAAAUGGAUAAUGAAAGAUGAAAUCGUCUAUUUGUUAUUUCAGUAACACGUGUUAAAUCUAUUGGUGGUUUAAUGAAAGUGAAGAAAGCCUAUAUUAAAGCUUACGAUGCUGUAGAAUAUGCAACGAUGCCCUAUGUAAUACCAGAAUUCUGUCAGUGUGACGAAAUCAACAACGGUGUGGCGUCAUUGGUAUUUGGACAAAGUGACUAUUUCCGAACGAACGGAAAGGAAAUCUCCCUCGUGCUCGACUCUGGUACAACAGUUGCCAAGUGGGAUGGUAAGAAAAUGAGAAAUAUAUUCAGAGAGAAGAUGGUGCAGGAAAUUUACCGGAAAUGCUCGCGUUUUUUCGAAGGCUAUAGUUAAUUGGAUGUUCAACGAGGACUGGAAUUUACCUUUACAUUUUUUGACUUUUGAUUAAAUAUAUGGGUUUUGAUUAAAUUUGUCUUGCAUGUAUUUGUCUUUGAAAUGAAAAUAAAUAAUCUCAGAUUUGCA